Fundulus heteroclitus (mummichog) is the source of this 2754-nucleotide messenger RNA. It is a transcript of the gene khk, whose product is annotated as ketohexokinase. Lineage: Eukaryota; Metazoa; Chordata; Actinopteri; Cyprinodontiformes; Fundulidae. The coding region runs from base 118 to 1158 and encodes 346 amino acids. The transcript is spliced from 9 exons. Gene Ontology annotation, biological process: fructose metabolic process. Gene Ontology annotation, molecular function: ketohexokinase activity. The record is from RefSeq and is a predicted model, not a curated record.
UACCAACAGGAAGUAAUGUAUCUAAAUGUUGUAACUUUAAUCUGAUGAUGAUGAUCUGUGUCUCAAAGUCCAGAGUGUUGGUGGCAGACAGACUGAAACCAGCGUGUGUGGACCAAGAUGGAGGAUCAAAAGAAGAUUUUGUGUGUGGGUCUGGUUUGUCUGGACAUCAUAAACGUGGUGGAUAAGUACCCAGAGGAGGACACUGACAGCAGGUGUCUGUCGCAGCGAUGGCAGCGUGGAGGAAACGCUUCCAACUCGUGCACGGUGCUGUCUCUGCUAGGAGCUCCAUGUGCCUUCAUGGGAUCGCUGGCUGCAGGUCCGGUGGCUGACUUUAUUUUGGAGGAUUUUCAGAAGUUCAGCAUCGACGUAUCUCUGGUGUCUGAGUAUGCUGAGUGCAUAUCUCCAGCCUCUGUGGUCAUCAGCAACAUCAGCACAGGAAGCAGAACCAUCCUGCAUAUGAACAGUUUCAUCAUGGCUGACUUCUUACAGCGAGCGAUUGAUGUGUCAGCAGUUGCUUGGCAGAUCAAAGGUCAAACUCCAUGUGCAUGUUGUGUGGUUUGUCCAUCCAAUGGAUCUCGAACCGUCCUCCUCUAUGAUACGGAUCUCCCUGAUGUAACGGCGGAGGAUUUUUCCAAAAUCAGUCUUGGUCAGUUCAAGUGGAUACACUGGGAGGCCCGGAACACCGGUGAGCAGCUGAAGAUGAUCCAGCAGGUUGAGAUGUUUAACAGUAAACUUCCUGAGCAUCAAAGGAUCACCAUCUCUGUAGAGAUUGAGAAGACCAGAGAGCCGCUAUAUGAGCUGUUCCCUCAUGGAGAUGUGGUCUUUGUCAGCAAAGAUGUUGCUCGUCACUUGGGUUUCAACUCGCCUGAAGCUGCCUUGAAAGGACUCUACAAUCGAGUUAAAAAGGGGGCUGUCCUGAUCUGUGCCUGGGCAGAAAAAGGAGCAGAUGCUGUGGGUCCUGAUGGUUUGCUUCUUCAUUCGGAUGCUUUCCCUCCUGAAACGCUGGUGGACACCCUCGGAGCCGGAGACACAUUCAACGCAGGCGUCCUCUACACUCUGUCCAAUGGAGGAAGUCUACAGGAUGCUCUGACUUUUGGCUGCAGGAUUGCUGGCAAGAAAUGUGGUUUCCAUGGUUAUGAUGGCAUCAGAGAAAAGUGAUGAGAGGGCAGAGCCUUUGGCUUCAGUCGCCUUCCUCUGGAGAAAAUCCAGAAUUUAAAAUUGAAGUGCUCUGAGAAAGGAGUGAUUCAAAAGGCUGACGGCAUGUAAAAAGCAUUGUACUGAAAUGAUUUUCAGACCUGAGAAAGAACCCAUCUGAAUAACUGAUCAAUAACUAGCAACAAAGAUCUUUAAAAAGAUGUAUACACUUCCAUUAAUUAAACAUCGUUUUUAUCAAUAAACUGAAGUCCAGCAGGUCUUUCCACGUGGAUCAUUCUUCAUGAUUCACUGAUGACUCAAUGAAUCACUUCCAGCUCUUUGUGAUGUUUCCAUGUCAUCAUGUGAUGAACCUCUCAGACCUACUGCUGUUAAUCAGAACCUGUGUUGCUUUGAAUAUUCAGUAUGUGAAUGCGAUGCUCAGUUUAAUGCGCAUUGUAAUGGUAGAUGCUGUGUCUUAAAGGCAGUGGUUGUGAAGUUUUGGGUUCUGGAAAAUGAACCGAGGUGUAGACAAAAGCUCAGGAAUCGCAUGUUGAAUGGUGAAUAAAUUAAAAUAGAAAAUACAGCUUACAGGAUGACAGGAAUACAGGAACCAGGAAGACGACAACAUUACAAUCUGCAAUGGCUGAUGGGAGGAACAACGGGUGUAGUGAAUCAGGUAGAGAACUGGCAGCAGACAAGGUAGAAAUGAAUCUAAUGAGGAAUAAGAUAAGGGAGAGAUAGGGGGAAAUAUCUAACGAAGGAAAAACACAACCACCAGGACUACUAAAUAAAGAACAGAAACUAUUUGUAAAAAAAGUUUUAAAUCAUGUAUAAUUUUCUUUCUGUUUCACAAUUGUGUACUACUUUGUGUUGAUCUUUCACUUAAGAUUUCAAUAAAAUGUAAUUAUGUCUGUGGUUGUAAUGUGAUCAAAUGUGGAAAAGUUCAAGGGGUGUGACUACUUUAAUAAUAUGUACCGAUCCAUAACUAGUUGAAAUGGUUCUGGUCAGGUCACUCAUAGGCCACGCCCACUGAAUGGGUGGGGCCUAAGUGCUAACAAUAACCAGAUGUGAGUUAAAUGGGAUGUUUUUAGAUGAUGAUUGUCUUGAGAGCAAUCUAAGGUGAUAUUUAGGGAAGCAGCUCUUCAAGCUGUAAACCUUAGUUCAUUCACCUUUCGUUAUUUUGUUCCCUUCAUCCAAUCAGAAGGCAGGAUUUAUUCAUCAUUUGUUUUAUCAGUAAACUCAGAGGAAACUGCUUCCCCUUGCAGCACGAUCUUAGAUGUAUUAUGCUUUAGAGUCUAGUUAAAUAACUUCCCCAAUUUUGUCUUGAAUUUAAAACUUGUCUUUCAACGAAAUCCACAGCACAUUUUAUUUCCAUUUUCAAUAACACAAAGACAGCUUGAUCAUUAAUUAUAUAUAUGGAAACAAACCCAUUAUCUCCAGGUCAGAACUUGAAAGGCUGUUGUCUGGCUUCUGAACUCCACUCCAUGUUAAGUUCUCUACUGAGAAAAUCCAAAAGAUUAGAAGAUCAGUACAUUCACAUCAAAUUCAGAACUAAAGCUGUCUCCAAAUAGAACUUAUCUUAACAAAAUGUUCAAAUCAUAAUAAAUAAAUGACAACUAA